UUCUGCAGCCAUGGUUGCGCUCAAGGGUAUCCCGAAGGUGCUGUCCCCGGAGCUGUUGUUCGCUCUUGCGCGGAUGGGGCAUGGAGACGAGAUUGUCCUUGCAGAUGCGAACUUCCCUACCUCCUCCAUCUGCCAGUGCGGGCCUGUAGAGAUCCGAGCCGACGGCCUGAACAUCCCACAGCUCCUGGAGGCUGUGCUGAAGCUCCUGCCCCUGGACACCUAUGUGGAAAGCCCGGCUGCUGUCAUGGACCUGGUGCCCAGUGACAAGAAGAAGGGCCUGCAGACCCCCAUAUGGGACCAUUAUGAAUCCCUUCUUCUCAAAGCUGACUGUAAGAAAGCCCUGAUGAAGAUAGAGAGAUUUGAAUUUUAUGAACGUGCAAAAAAGGCAUUUGCUGUUGUUGCAACUGGGGAGACAGCACUCUAUGGCAACAUCAUCCUCAAGAAGGGAACUCUUGACCUCGGACCCUCAUAGAGACCACCCCAGGCUGACAGUUGACUGUGCCUGAACCCAAUCAGCAAACCUUCCCUUGGCGGGAACCAGACCUGGACAUCAGCCUCGGGUUCAAGAAGAUGGCAGAUCUUGAGAGACUCUGCUGACCCUGACAAAUUCCCCCUUCCACGACUUGUGAAAUU
This is a messenger RNA of Grammomys surdaster, 633 nucleotides long. RefSeq names its product fucose mutarotase (gene Fuom). Gene Ontology annotation, biological process: fucose metabolic process. The record is from RefSeq and is a predicted model, not a curated record. The transcript is spliced from 6 exons. Gene Ontology annotation, molecular function: fucose binding; racemase and epimerase activity, acting on carbohydrates and derivatives. Bases 11 to 472 code for a protein of 153 amino acids. Lineage: Eukaryota; Metazoa; Chordata; Mammalia; Rodentia; Muridae.